ACCUUACUUCGUCCCUCCAUCGCUCUAUCUACGAGUCCAAACACGUAUCUGGAUUAGCAAAAUGACGCUAGACGUCCUGCACUUUAUCGACGCGAAAGGGGGGAACGCGGAGGAGAUCCGGGAGUCGCAGAAGCGGCGCGGGCUCUCGACAGAGCUCGUGGACGAGGUAAUCCAGAUGUACGCCGAGUGGGUAAAAUUGGACUAUGAAGCGAGCCAGCUGAGCAAAAAGUCGAACGCGGUCCAGAAAGAGAUCGCGGCGAAGAAGAAAGCGAAGGAAAACGCGGACGCGCUGGUGGCGGAGAAGAAGGAGAUCGAUGCGCAGGUGGAUGCGAAGCGGAAGGAGGCGAAGGAGUUCGAGGCGACGAUGCGCCAGAAGGCGUCGACUGUGGGGAAUAUUGUAGCGAAAGAUGUACCCACUAGCCUGACGGAGGACGACAAUGUCACGCUCCGGACAUGGCAUCCUGAAGGACCGAACGCGCAGGUGGAGAAGAAGUCGGAUAUCAUGCCCCAUCAUGAGGUGUUAUUACGACUAGAUGCUAUGGACCUUGAGCGAGGUGCUAAGAUUGCUGGACAUCGAGGAUACUUCUUGACAAAUGACGGUAUCGAUCUGAAUCAGGCGAUGAUCUCCUACGGACUAGAUUUCCUCCGGAAGAAAGGGUACAAGAAAGUACAGCCGCCGUUCUUCAUGAACAAGGAUGUCAUGGCAAAAACAGCGCAGCUGGAUCAGUUCGACGAGGAACUCUACAAGGUGAUUGCUGCAGAAGACGAGAAGUACCUCAUCGCAACCUCCGAGCAGCCCAUCUCCGCCUUCCACUCCGACGAAUGGUUCGAAGACCCCAAAACUCAGCUCCCCGUGCGCUACGCCGGCUACUCGACGUGCUUCCGCAAAGAGGCCGGCUCGGCGGGGCGCGACAUGUGGGGCAUCUUCCGCGUGCAUCAGUUCGAGAAGGUCGAGCAGUUCUGCAUCACCGAGCCGGAGAAGAGCUGGGAGAUGUUCGACUCGAUGAUCGGCGCGAGCGAGGAGUUCUACAAGAGCCUCGGCCUGCCGUACCGCGUCGUUGCGAUUGUGUCUGGUGCGCUGAAUUUGGCGGCGAGCAAAAAGUAUGACCUGGAAGCGUGGUUCCCGUUCCAGGGGGCAUAUAAGGAGUUGGUGUCGUGCUCGAAUUGUACGGACUACCAGAGCAGACGGCUGGAAGUUCGGUGUGGCUUGAAGAGCAAAGACCAGGCGCGCAAAAUCUACGUGCACAUGCUCAACGGGACGCUGUGUGCCACAGAACGCGCCCUAUGCUGUCUCGUCGAGAACUACCAAACGAAAGAUGGUCUCGUCAUCCCCGAGCCUCUACGGCCAUACAUGCAAGGCAGGGAUUUCCUGCCUUUCGUCAAGGACCUACCGAAGGGGUACAAGAGGAAGGAAGCCUAGAUCCUUGUCUUGCACUGCUGUCUCUUGGUAGUAUUUAUGGAGUCAUAUCCGUUUGUGUUAUACUGUGCAAUUCACUUCCGUUGCGCAUGCUGCCUGUUCGUGCGGUAUCCAGAUGCAAUGUACCGUCUGUGGCUGCUGUAUACUCUAUCCU
Molecule: messenger RNA, 1571 nt
Organism: Gloeophyllum trabeum ATCC 11539
Lineage: Eukaryota; Fungi; Basidiomycota; Agaricomycetes; Gloeophyllales; Gloeophyllaceae
Product: serine-tRNA ligase
Exons: 8
Coding region: 62-1420 (452 amino acids)
Biological process (GO): seryl-tRNA aminoacylation
Cellular component (GO): cytosol
Molecular function (GO): tRNA binding; ATP binding; serine-tRNA ligase activity
Source: RefSeq, a predicted model, not a curated record